CACCCUUUCAGCUGCCCCAAUUGAUAGCUUAAUGACCAAUUACAGCAUUGAUAAAUGAAACCUUUACAAAUUCUCAGAUGCCAACCACUGUGCAGCCUCGCACGCAGUUGGUAUGCAAAAAUCGCACACACUUGCGACCAGAAGGACCACUAGACAAUCUAUGUUACAGCUUUUUUUUCGCACUUGCCGUAGUGCACUUUCAGGUCUUGCUCAGCCAGGCCCAGACAAUCAAUUACAUUAGCCCCACUGACCCAACCAACCGCAGCGGCAUGCCCAAAAACCGAGUCAGGCCUUUGAAUGCGGGUCGCUCGAUUCACUCGUGUGGUUUGUCGGCCAUGUAGGCGUGCUCCGGGUUGGGGCAGUUGAAGGUGAAAGGCGUUGCAGUUGUCUUGGGAAAAGCCAAAUAGGCGACCGCAAGGGUAAAUACAAAUUGAAAUGAAAUUUAAUAGUUGGCAGGCGUGUGCAGUUUUGAGGUAAGCUGCUGCUGCAGCUUUGAGGUUAGAUGUUGCAGCUUUGAGGUUAGGGCGCAGUGACAGCUAUUAAGGUUGCCCCAGUGGGGCACCUGGAAAAGCAUGUGCGGUCGGAAGGGAGGCAGAGGCGACAGUCCGAAGUCAACCUGGCGUCAAAUGUCAUUUGUCCAGUGUCAGAUAGAUAGAUUUUGGAAAAUAUUAAAAUAAGACAAAAAAAAACUGAAAAAUCCUGGUCAAAGUGUUUUGCCAAUCGAAGCCAAAGAAGGUGCUAAAUAUUACCGAGGCAGCUGCAAAUUGCCUGCCAUAUUUAGCACAUUUUUUGCGUGGCUUAUUUGCAAAAGAGGAAAACCGCAAGAAUAACGCCGGAAAGCACUUCACAACACAGGUGCUUGGCAGACGCGAGGUAAAACGUUAAAUGGGCUGCUCCUCCAAAUGCGGAACUGGCGGGGGCUGUGGAUCCUGCAUGGGCCCCCGCCGUGGAUCCUGCAAGAGUUCCCGCUGCGGGACCCGCUCUGCAUCCUGCUGCGCCCCGUGCGGACCGUGCAACUCGUGCGGUCCGUGCGGCUCGUGCGGCUCGUGCGGUCCGUGUGGACAAGGCAACUCGUGCGGUCCGUGCGGUCCGUGUGGUCCGUGCGGGCCCUGUGGCGGCGGAGCCUGUGCUCCAUGCGGAUCCUGCUCUCCCUGUAGAUCAUGCUGCUGUGGUCAAACGGCCUGCGGUGUUGUCUCCUAUCACCUCACGAGCGGGCCUUGCGGCCCGGUUUUGCCCAGCAUGGAACGCUGCGGCUGCUGUGAUUGCGGCUGCUGUCCGCCUUUUUAUUUUGUGCCCAACAGUUGCGCCUGCUGCUGGGAAUGGGGCUGCUUUGGGCCAUUCUAUUAGAUCUAGGCUAUUCGGCGUUGCGUUUGGCUUUUUCCAAAAUUUGAACAAACUUUAUGAUAUUUUUGAGCUCAAUAAAUUUGUGUGUGUCAUGC
Molecule: messenger RNA, 1439 nt
Organism: Drosophila novamexicana
Lineage: Eukaryota; Metazoa; Arthropoda; Insecta; Diptera; Drosophilidae
Product: keratin-associated protein 5-2
Exons: 1
Coding region: 886-1347 (153 amino acids)
Source: RefSeq, a predicted model, not a curated record